Molecule: messenger RNA, 1764 nt
Organism: Fusarium redolens
Lineage: Eukaryota; Fungi; Ascomycota; Sordariomycetes; Hypocreales; Nectriaceae
Product: Aldehyde/histidinol dehydrogenase
Exons: 2
Coding region: 208-1707 (499 amino acids)
Molecular function (GO): succinate-semialdehyde dehydrogenase (NAD+) activity
Source: RefSeq, a predicted model, not a curated record
GUGACGGGUCGGGCGGUACCUGAACCGGAAGGAUAUCAUCGGCCGAUUGAGGGGCCACCAAAAUCAACUCCGACGAUCUAUCAUAUCAGGCACGGCACCAUCAUCUACCUGACAACAAAUAUUUUGCUUGAGAUAUCCACCUAUCUUUUCUACCCUCGGACUCUUAUUCCCCUUCCAAUUCCAUUCAGAGACACUCAAUACAGCACCAUGGAAAGCUCACAUCAACUCCCCUUCAAGCUAUCAGACGAUUCACUGCUUCAUUACAGCUCUCUCAUCAACGGAGAUUUCGUUCCCUCGAAAGAAGGCAAGACAUUCAAUGUCAUUGACCCAGGAACCGGCAAAACAUGGGCAUCAUGCCCAGACUGUACAGCAUCCGAAGUUGAUGCGGCAGUAAAGUCGUCCUAUGAAGCAUUCAAGAGCUACUCAAAGACAACGCCACGCUUCCGCGCUCAGACUAUCAUGAAAUGGCAUGAUCUCAUUCUUGCAGCUCGCGAGGACUUGGCUCGCCUUCUUGUUCAUGAAACUGGCAAGCCUUUGGAGGAAGCGCGCGGCGAAAUUGACUAUGCGCUUACGUUCGUCUGGUGGUUCUCUGGUGAAGCGGAUAGAGCGCAUGGGUCGUCGAUUACCUGCGCUAUUCCUGGAAGAAGGGCAAUGACGAUCAAGCAACCUAUUGGCGUUGCGGCUGCUCUUGUUCCCUGGAACUUCCCUAUCGCCCUCGCUUUACGAAAGGCGGCAGCGGCUCUUGCUGCGGGGUGUACUAUGGUCAUCAAGCCGUCACCUGAGACACCUCUCACAGCAGUCUCGGUAGCAUAUCUAGCGUUAAAGGCAGGCUUUCCACCAGGGGCACUCAACGUGAUUACAACAUCCCUCGAGAAUACACCGGCUGUCGCCGAAGCUCUUUGUCUCAACCCGCUUGUGAAGAAGGUGAGCUUCACUGGUAGCACGAGAGUUGGCAAGAUCAUUGCUAGUCUAUGUGCUCAGAACCUGAAAAAGACGACCUUCGAGCUUGGUGGGAACUGCCCGUUCAUUGUGUUUGAUGACGCCAAUGUCGAUCAGGCUAUGAACCAGCUCAUGGCUCUGAAGUGGAGGCACGCGGGCCAAGCUUGUGUCACUUCCAACAGAGUCUUUGUUCAGAGUAACAUCUACGACUCUUUUGUUGAAAGGCUUGUAUCUGAAACUCGGAAGCUGAAGCUGGGUCAUGGUAUGACAGAAGGGGCCACGUUGGGCGCACUGACAACUCCACGGGGCCUCGACAAAGCAGAAGAGCUGUACCAAGAUGCCAUCAGCAAGGGGGCAAAAGUGGUCCUUGGAUCAGGGAAGCGGUACCAAGGGGAGGGAUAUUUCAUGGAACCAACGAUCUUGACUGACAUGAAGGACGAAAUGAUCAUGACGCACGAGGAGAUCUUUGCUCCUCUCCUCGGUGUAUAUCGCUUUGAGACUGAAGAGGAAGUCGUCCAAAGAGCCAACGACACUCCCUACGGACUAGCGAGCUAUGUGUUUACCAAGAACGUGGAUAGGUUAUGGAGAAUGUUUGAGAACCUUGAUGCUGGAAUGAUUGGACUGAACGCAGGUAACAGUUCAUCAGCUGAAGCACCUUUCGGGGGAAUCAAGGACAGUGGACAUGGAAAAGAGAGCGGCAAGGAUGUCGCGAUUGAUGAGUUCUUGAUCACCAAGACGGGCACGAUGACGGUGGAGGGGCAGUAUUAGACUAUGUAAUUGAAUCUGGGUCUCCCAACCAGCAACAUAAAUCUCCAUCAUUUUGGC